Molecule: messenger RNA, 501 nt
Organism: Symbiodinium necroappetens
Lineage: Eukaryota; Dinophyceae; Suessiales; Symbiodiniaceae
Source: the annotation of a GenBank genome assembly
AUGGAGUCGCAGCGCCUUCAGCGGGCUCUGAUUGUUCGGGAGCCGUGGGCAGGCUACCUCGUUGACGGCAAGAAGACCUGGGAACUGCGUGGGACGGCUUGUCACAUACGCGGUCGUGUCGGAAUCGCCGUGGCAGGACAGAUCAUCGGCGAGGUGCGCAUUGUGGACUGCAUUAAGGUUGCCGAGCAGGCCACCGACGGCUCGCUCGUCGAGGUCGCAGGGAACGAAGAUUGCUUCCCGCCGUUGCCAGCGAAUCGGCCGCGACACCGAGUCGACGACUUCCAGGCUUUCCAGUGGCGGUGCUGGCAUGCCUGGGUGGUGGAGGAUCCCGUGCGGUACGCAGAGCCGGUCACCUACCAGCACAAGAGAGGCGUCGUGAAUUGGGUCAAGCUCGACAAUGUGGUUGAGCCUGAGAAGCACUGCUCGGAGCCGAAGCCGCUCAAACGCCCCGCCGCUGAACUAAGUGACGGGAGCCGUUCGGACAAGAGCGCCCGCUUGUGA